Messenger RNA from Candidula unifasciata, 1040 nucleotides. The record is from the annotation of a GenBank genome assembly. Lineage: Eukaryota; Metazoa; Mollusca; Gastropoda; Stylommatophora; Geomitridae.
AUGACGGACAACGAUAUAAAUCGAGACUCCUACAUAAAAACUUGCGGGGAAUUUAUACUCCCAGCGUAUACAAGCUUGGGCACACUUAAUUAUAACAUUCAUAAUCAACAUGCAGUUUACAGCAACUUGUAUCCAUACCAUUCUUACAGAAAAAGCAAGCAGAAUCGCUUGGUAGUAGUAUUGGAAAUAUCGUGCUCUCGUUUUACAAACUGUGGCAAAAGAAACUCACACUGGUCUAAAUUAUUUAGUAAUUUGAAUAAAAUGUGCCUGUUUCCUAAAGUUUACGCGUCAGACAUUGAAAAUAAUAGCGAUGUCAACGCAGGAAAAGAAGGUGAGGUGCACACGGCAGAUACUGCUGAGGAGGGGCUGUCACAGAGUUCUUUGGAAGCACUGGCAAAAGCGUACAUUGCGCGGGAGACAGGGAUGGAUAGAGUAAGGAUGUUGUUAAAAAAGGACUACAAAGGAGAAUCCAGCCCUCAGAUGGUGUACAUAAAAACAGCACUGGUCCCGAUUGCUCUAAUUGGUUUCUUCCUGAACUAUCUGCCAGCAUAUAAAUUUGCAAAGAGUGAAUUCAUCAGGGAACAUAAUGCAACUGUAUUUAAAACUCACACUGAAGCUGUGCGGAAGAUGUCUGACUAUGCAUCAGUCGAAGCUAUUCUUGCAGGUGGACGUCUUUCCCUAAAGGUGACAACGUUCUGCGCUUCAGUUUUGUUAAUAUCCCAGUUUCUGGCAUCAUAUAGAAAUAAAACAUCAGUGAGUGAUUACGUACUGGCUUCUGGAAUUACGGGUGGUUUGGCUCGUCUUAACAUGGGUCCCAAGGGAUUUGUUGCAGGAUCUGCUGUGGGCCUGGCUUUGGGAACUGUGUAUGGUGUGGUAGCCUCUGGUCUCCUUCAUCUGUGUGGUAUGACCGAGGAUGUUAUACAUUUGGAGCAAGUUAUAUCCAGGCUGGAGGUGGAAAGAUCCAUUGCUGGUGAGAGUAUCUUCAAACAGAGAAUCAAGGAACUGACAGAGCAGGCCAGUGGCAUGGCAACAUCGUCAUG